CUGUUAAUAUUUAGUCAGCAUUUCCAAUAAAGUUAGCUUCCUCAGAUCAAAAGCUUUUACAUAGGACCUACAUGGGAACCAAACAGCUAUCCAUGGAAUAUUAGAAUCUGACUUCCUACAAUCUCCUAUUUUUUUGUGUCUCACACGAAAUUAAUGAGAGAUGCAGAAUUCUAAGGCUAAGUAGCUAGAAGAUACUGAGUCAAACGUGAUCUCUCAAGAGAGUGUGGGGGCAACCCUAAUUAUCAGAGGAAGAAACAUCCAAAGGGCGACCAAAGCCAAAUGUUUUCCACAGAAGUCCUCCUUCUGGCUGUUCUGAUUUCUCCUGCACUGGCUGGACCAUGGGCUACUAUAUGUGCUGGCAAGUCUUCCAAUGAGAUCAGGAUGUGUGACAGCCAUGGCUGUGGCCAGUACACUGCUCAAAGAAAUCAUAGGCUUCACCAGGGUGUGGAUGUCUUGUGCUCAGAUGGAUCUACUGUGUAUGCACCUUUCACCGGAAUGAUUGUGGGCCAGGAGAAACCUUUUAAAAACAAAAAUGCCAUCAAUAAUGGUGUUCGGAUCUCUGGAAGAGGUUUCUGUGUUAGAAUGUUCUACAUUAAGCCAAUUAAGUAUAAAGGUUCUAUCAAGAAGGGAGAAAAACUGGGAAUUCUACUGCCCUUGCAGAAAGUUUAUCCUGGCAUACAAUCUCACAUACAUAUUGAAAACUGUGACUUGAGUGAUCCUACUGUGUACCUAUAAAUGGAAGACAAAUAACCAGAUCUUCUAAAUAGAAAGCCAUCUUCUUAAAACCUGGGUGUAUAUCCUGCUUUUCAAGUAAUUUGUUUUCAAAAAGAAACAUGAUUAAUGCAAGAAAGAAAAAAGGAUUUUAAUUUC
This is a messenger RNA of Camelus dromedarius (Arabian camel), 870 nucleotides long. RefSeq names its product leukocyte cell derived chemotaxin 2 (gene LECT2). Lineage: Eukaryota; Metazoa; Chordata; Mammalia; Artiodactyla; Camelidae. The record is from RefSeq and is a predicted model, not a curated record. The transcript has 4 exons. Bases 280 to 735 code for a protein of 151 amino acids.